Monopterus albus (swamp eel) is the source of this 3216-nucleotide messenger RNA. Its product is annotated as Fc receptor-like protein 5. Gene Ontology annotation, biological process: cell surface receptor signaling pathway; immune response. Bases 2372 to 3118 code for a protein of 248 amino acids. The transcript has 8 exons. Gene Ontology annotation, molecular function: transmembrane signaling receptor activity. Lineage: Eukaryota; Metazoa; Chordata; Actinopteri; Synbranchiformes; Synbranchidae. Gene Ontology annotation, cellular component: external side of plasma membrane. The record is from RefSeq and is a predicted model, not a curated record.
GACCCAAAAGAGAUCAAGAUGCCAGGGGAUGGUGCAUCGUGAAACAGAGGAUGGCUCUCCAGACCGCCACCAGCAGGAUCACCUGCAGAGUUCACUGGCCAGACUCGAACCGGACCACAAGCAGAGAGAUUCUCAUACCAGCUGACUACAUGAGGUCCUGCUCUCUCAUCACCGAAGUCACUGUUGGGACCGUUGUGGUUCUAGCUCUAGCGUGUGGAUUGGUUGGCUUCUUAUUUAAGAUGUGUGACAAAUGUGCAGCAGGACAAAAACAGUCAAUGAGUAGGGAGGAGUUGAGGGACAGUACAGAGAGACAUACCUUUGAAAGUCAACUGCUCAUGAAACGGGAAGAUGUGGCUGACAACAAGGCAAACAGCAAAGUUGAGGAGCUGGAAAAACAGGUGGAUGAGCUCAAGUCAAAGCUUCGUGAAAAGAACAAGAACAGUUUCAGGUCUCAGCCAGGCCCCGUCCAGCACAACCAGCCAACGCUUCCUUCCAAAUUGUCACCGGAUGUGUUCAAAUCCACCACCUCAACCAAUGACCACAUCCCAAACUCAACAAUCUCAGCUGACAACCAUCCAACAUCUGCCACCGUACCCCGCAACGAGGGUCCGAACCCUGGCAUCCAAAGAAUUCGUCGUAGAAACAGCAGUCCACCUAUGCUCUGUGCCAACACUGCAACGUCCUUGAGUUCUUCAGCCAGCACCUCAAAAAGAAAUCGAUGUAGUGUCAGUGGUUUUAUAAACACGUCUUAUGCUGAUCCUGAUCCAGUCCACGCCAAGCUUCAGCGUAAGCGCUCCUCAGGGUGUAUGUCACCACACUUUGAUAACCAGUACAGUGUCCUGGUAGAUGUACCUGAUGAGUCUGAGCCGGACCAGUCCUCAGAGGACUCCCACUAACAUAACUGGGAUACAUGGUUGAUUGUGAUUUAGCUGAACUGAUCAUUUUAAACUUUUUCUACACGGUAUUGUAAAACAUUCUGUCUCAUUCGUCCCGGUUAGUCUUCUAACGUGCUUGGGUAAUCCGAAGGCACCCAUCCAUUAUCUAUAGGGCUUAUUCCUGAAGAGGGUCAUGGGGGUGGGCGGCAACAGAGCUCCGGCCUUUUUAUGCUGUUUAUUUAAAAGACAUUACACAAUCAAACAACAAAUACAAGAAGAAGUGAUUUAAAAUGCAGCAUGUUGUUUAUUAGCUCCAGGAUUGAUUCACUUCAGAGCUGCUCACUGAGCCGCCACAGACUUGCACCGGUGCUGGCCUUGUGGCACUUAGCCGGUAUGUACUUACCAACUUUAGCUUGGAUUCUUAGAGAGACUGAGUUCACAUCUUCGAGAAUCCAGAUGUUAACCUUUUGAUCUUUGAAAUAACCUGGGGUCAGUGUUAAAUUUGUCACUUUAAAAUUAAAUUUCUUUUGUUUUCUGUGAAAGUCUGUUGUGUGAAUGAAAGGCUUUGUUAUUUCACUACGUACCUUAUCUGCUCACUGCACAUCUGCAGGAGUUUUCCUGCUGUUUGCACAUUUCUACAGAUGCUCUGCACAAUGUACAUAUUGUAACAUAUUACUACAAGCUGUGAUUCCUGGGGUUGUACAUUGGGGUUUCUUAAUUUAAAACGUUUUUGUAUUUAUGAUGAAUUAAUACUUGUUUCUAGUCAUUGUAAUUAAAGUGACAUUUUUGUUUUAUAAGUUGGUAUUUUGUUCACUACUUUGUGAAAUGAAAUAAAGCUAUUUGUUUAGCCUCAGUUGCCUUCAUUCAUACACUGGUCUAAUGCCUGGAAACAGAUAAAGAGCGCCCUCUGGAGGAAGGAGUACGACUUUGCACUGUUUGUAUUUGCUUGUGUUUUGACCUCAGAGUUUUAGGAGUAGCUCAUAACGACAAACUCAAACAAAUAUCACUCCAAACAUCAGUUCCCAGGUUUAUGGGGACGUUUUGCCUCUUCCAGUUCACUGACUUGGUUUAACAGUCCACAGCUUUACUGGGUCUGCCCACUGCUGUCAUCCACAUAACUUCACCGUUAGCAGCUGGUUGCUGAACACACCAGAGCAUUUAAUUGGUGUUUAGAUAGCCUGAUAAUUUCCUCGGGAGUUAGUGGAGACCAAAAACACCUGAGUCAGUCAGGUGAUACAAACCUGACUCCAAACGGAUGAUGGUGUUGCUCCACACAGGCAUGAUGCUGUGUGUUAACUAUUUGUUGCACUGCCCCCAUGUGGUCAGUGAUCACAAUGCAGGAUGUUUAAGUGCAAUGCAUUUUGCAGACGGCCUUGAGGUGUUUCUCCCCAGCGGGUACCAUGACUCCCGACAGAGACUGAGGAGGUGAGGGUGGAGUUUUCAGGCAGGAAGUUCAGAGACCAGCGUCUCUGUGUGUCAGUUGACAGCGGGACAGGAUGCAGUUAACACCGUUCUGCCUGAUGCUGUCCUGCCUUCGGGUCAGCCCUGACAGAUCUCAGUUCUUCAUGUAUGAAUCCAUCUCUUUGAGUUGUGAGGAUCAGUCCAACUCCACCGGUUGGCAGGUGAAGAGGAAAACGUCGAAGGGUGGGGUCAGACCCUGUGCCUCCGGUUGGGGCUCCUCUUCCUGGGGCUCAAAGUGCAUCAUUGGGAACACCUACCCAUCGGACAGCGGGGUGUACUGGUGCGAGUCUGUGGACGGGGAGCAGAGCCACAGUGUCAACAUCACCAUCACUGACCGGACUGUAAUCCUGGAAGGUCCUACACUCCCUGUGUCAGAGGGCGACGCUGUGACUCUGCGCUGCAGCCCUAAGACGAUGGCCUCCAACAGUGUGUAUCACUUCUAUAAAGAUGACCACCGCAUCGGCAGCAGCUCCACAGGUGAGAUGACCAUUCACAGCGCUGCCAAGUCUGAUGAAGGACUCUACAAGUGCAGCGUCUCUGGAGGUGGAGAGUCAGUGAGCAGCUUGCUGGCUGUCGAAGCUUCACAUCCCUCUUCAUCCUCACCUCCACCCGCGCACUCAUGUUCGGUGUCUGGCUUCAGGCUGAUGCGUCACCUGGUGGUGGGAACUCCUUACCUGCUUUCCACCGUCCUACUGGCUCUCAUAUACAGAGACAGGAAGCGAGCUCGGGUGGUUGCAGAGAGAAGAGGCAGCAAUGAUGUCAUCAUGGAAAUAGUGACAUAGUCCAACAAACUGGGAACAGAAGUCCUGCAUUGCUCUGUACCACAGGAGAUUGACUUUAACAGCAUCGUCUUGUUGGAUUAUCUGUAGCGUCUGAUAUU